GCCUAGUGGCGUCAUCCUAAGAAAUGUACUUGGUGCUUUUUUGUGGUGCUUUAGUUGACGUGCAACAUCUCUCGUGAUAGCUCCAACAAUGCUAGGAGCCAACGUCGUUACUGGUAUCCACGGCAUUUUUGUAAAUAGCAGACGUCAAAAGCUCCACACCCUUCAUUACCCUUCCAAAAGUGGGCCCCCGGCAGCUCUGCUCUUUCUUCAUCACGGCCUUGCAGAGCACAGCGGGCGCUACGACAAGGGUAAAAGAAGCUUUAAAUCUAUGCCGAAGAGGACCUCGAAGAUGAUGCUCCUGACCUUUGCCUGGAUCCGGUAUCCUGCCCCUCCCCAACACGUAACCCUAACCACUCCUUCCCCCUCCCCUCAUUCCGGCAGUGCAGUCUGCCGCUACUUGGCUGACAAUGGCAUUGCGGUAUACACGUACGAUGCUCACGGCCAUGGCAGGUCGGAGCCGCUGGACGUGAAUUCCCGUGCCUACAUACAAUCGUAUACGCACCUGGUUGACGACCUGUCCGACUACAUGGACUCCGUGCUGGCGUCCCUCACACCCGCAACCACCACCUCCACGCCCCCGCCUCCUUCUGCUGCUGCUGCUGCUCCUGACCCGCACUCCACAACACAGCCACAGCAGCAGCAGCAGUCUUCGGCCAUGCAGCCCUCCCCCCAGCCGCUAUCCUCAACCCCACCCCCGCCCCCGGUGUUCAUGUUGGGUCACAGCAUGGGCGGCCUGGUGGCGGCGCUGCUGUGUUUGCGGCGGCAGCAGCAGGUGGCCGGGCUCCUGCUGCACUCGCCGCUGGUAGACAUCGAGUGGACGCCGGUGCUCAGGGUUCAGGCCAUGGUGGGAGGUCUGCUGGCGACCCUGGUCCCCCGCGCCAGGCUGGUCCCCGCGGUGCGGCCCGAGGACAUGAGCCAAGACCCACGGGUCGUUGCGGACUACGUCGCCGACCCGCUCAACACGGUGGGCCCGGUGCGGACGCGCACCGGCCACGAGCUGCUCCGCGGGGUUUCGGAGCUCCGUCGUCGCGCGUCUGAGCUGGUGCUGCCUGUGUACGUGUGUCAUGGCACCCGGGACGCGACCACCAGCGCAGCCAUGUCGAGGAGGCUGGUGGAGGGGCCGGGCGGGGUGUCGAGUGGCGACAAGGUGUUUCGGAGCGUGGAGGGAGGAUACCAUGAGCUGCUGCAUGGGCCAGAGUGGGAGGAGUGCACGGGGGAGGUGCUGGCGUGGAUGCGCGCGCGGAUGGAGGGGCGGGCGGGCAGCCGGGCGGUGGGAGGAGGCGGUGCGGGUGCGGGCGCAAUUCGGGCGAAGAUGUAGGAAAAUCCAAAAAAGGGGAACGGAUUGUGGGUAGGGCCUUUGCUUGGAAGGCGGAAUUACCCCUAAUGAGUCUUGUAGAAGGUGUACUAUGUGCAGUAGUUGUUCGUUGUUUGGGUGCAAUCACCCAGCCCCACCUGGGCUUACAAUGUAGCUGUAUACUUGCCAUUGCGGUUAUGUUUCCUGUACCUGUUGCUGUUUCAGCGGUACAGGAGUCUCGGUAUGCAAUGAUCCUCGUCUCGUUCCAUCCUUGCCAGUCGUAUGCUUGGUGCUAUAGCUGUUCGCAAUUCGUAGGCUAGGGUGUUGUCCGGUAUGUCAGUCAUGUUUUGUCCAGUAUGUCCGUCAUGUUCAGGCCGUUUUAGUAUGUAGCCAAGCUGUGCUUCGUUCUUAGAUCUCUUGUCCCAACAGCGGGCGUAAGCGGAGAAGAGGGGAUGCAGGCUGCAGGCUCGGGACU
Messenger RNA from Astrephomene gubernaculifera, 1769 nucleotides. NCBI's taxonomy places the organism in Eukaryota, Viridiplantae, Chlorophyta, Chlorophyceae, Chlamydomonadales, Astrephomenaceae. The record is from the annotation of a GenBank genome assembly.